UGUGUAUGUGUGUGUGAGAGAGAGGGGCAGAGAGGAGAGUGUGUGUGCUCCACGGAGGGUGAGAAUGGAAAUGUAAUCGACAAGGUAAAAGAAGUGAAGGAAAUACAAAGGAAGGAAGAGAAAGUCUCAGGUCUUUGCCCUCAGCGCAGGAUUUACACAUCCGAAACAUAUUCACGCAAACUUGCUGAGAGUUGUCCUUACCGGCGCGCGGACUCCGCUCGAGGUGGGAACAAACGAAAAAAAAAAAAUCUUCGGGAUGGUGGACUCCCGCUUCCCUCGCGGCCCGGGAAUCACGCGCCAUUGAAGGGGGGUGAUAUUGUGCAUGCGCUUUGGCUCUACAGCGUGCACGCUCGGGUCGGUCGAUACGAGCACACUGGCGUGGCUCUCGGCCUCCAUUUGCCAGUUUGUGUUUAUGUUCGAAGGAUUCAGCGAGGCCCUUUCAACGGCGACGACGACGUGCAACAGUUGGAGUUUCACCGUGAACGUUAUUAUUGUUUCUCUCUGGUAGGCCACGAGGUAUUCAACCGACACUGAAAGGCAUCAAAUUAUGUGGAACAGCGGCAGCCGUUGAUGAUGCCGGCUACAGACUCUGAACUCACAUCCAUGGAGGAACCCCAUGCAGUGGAGGAUGAGAAGGGGAGCUUGACUAACGUCCCCUCCUCAGCUCCUCCUACGACCAUCCCUGCUUCAACGCCUCCUUUCCCUACCACUAUAGCUAAUUUCACUGGUGAGACAGUGAUUGAGAACAGAGCUGUCUCCAUGGCAAGUAAUGACUGCAGCUCGGCUCUCUCUUCACCUGCUGAAGCCAGCCCAGCCAAGCCUGCUGUAACAUCACCCACUACGUUUGAAGGGACUGUCGAAACAAGCCCAGCUACCUCACACAUUGCAUCAGCGUCAGACUCCUUAAAAUGCACAGGGACAAGCCUUGUCAACAUUUCAGAAUCACUACCAUUGUUGUCUGAGCUGCCAUCUACCACAUUUGGCAGUUCAGACCUGGAAAAUGACUUUUCUCCUGCACUGACCUUCAAAGGCGUCACGGUGUCUCUGGAGAAUAACAGCGUGUGGAGGCAGUUUUAUAGCUGUGGAACUGAGAUGAUUCUCACUAAACAGGGGCGCCGCAUGUUCCCUUACUGCCGAUAUCGCCUGGCUGGCCUAGAUCCUGAGCGCCAGUACAGUCUGGUACUGUCCAUAGUUCCAUCUGACCAGUACAAGUACCGCUGGAACAAAUCCAAAUGGGAGGUCACCGGACCAGCGGAACACCAGACCCAGGGCCUGGUCCGGGCCUUUGCCCACCAUUACUCAUCCUGCAAAGGCUCAGACUGGAUGGGUAGCUUGGUGUCUUUCUACAAACUCAAACUGACCAAUAAUACCCAAGACCAGGAGGGCCAUAUAAUCCUACACUCCAUGCAUCGCUACAUUCCUAGGCUACAUGUGAUACCUGUCCCAGAUGGGGUCGUACCCACACCUGACCAGCCGGUGGUUAUGGGACCAGAAAGCAUGACCUUUACUUUUCCACAGACUGAAUUUAUGGCUGUGACCACUUAUCAGAACUUUCGGAUCACGCAGCUCAAAAUUAAUCACAAUCCGUUUGCAAAAGGCUUCAGGGAGGACGGGAACAAUCCCCGCCUAAACAGGGUCACCACAGAGGCUCGACCUCUGGUCAAGACAGACACUCAGUCCUGUGUUAUAGAACAAAGUGAAAGCAAAGAGGGGGCUGUUGAUCUGAGCAUGAAGAAUCAUAUCAUCCCUGCUCCUCUCUCAAACGUGCAAGAGACUAGACUGGUCCUGAAGCCGAUAAUGUCUACCCCUGCCAGUAAGGAUGAACCAUAUGUCCCCUGUAUAAGAGGCAAGCAUGCCCUUGGUGAGCUUGUGCUUGUCCAAAAAAGUUCACUUGUGAAACCCAAGGAAGAAAACCAAACGCCUAAAGCCAUAUCCAUGACUCCUACCUCCUCAACGUCUACCCCAAGAGCAUCACCUUGGAGCCGCAGAAGAAGGAAGAAGAUCAACAGACGCUGGGCGAAUUCCAGAGGAAAAGAGUGGAAAACUGCUGCUGCCUCUCCCACGGUAGUCCACAGCCCAUCACUGACUGUGGCUUUGCAACCAGAGCUGGAUGAUGUAGAGGGCCUGCUGUUUGUGUCAUUCACCUCAAAGGAAGCUCUUGAGGUUCAUGUCAAGAACAAGCCAGCCAGUAGCUCAGCACCAGUGUCUCCAAUUUCCCCAAAGACUCAGAAGCAGCACACGCAAACAUUGGAGGUGAUCCCAGAGACUGUUGAGGAGAAGAUAGCCCAAUUGGAGGCUAUCCUGCUGCAGGACCUCAGAGUUCUCAAACACAAACAGGUCAUCCAUCCUGUGCUGCAGGAAGUGGGCUUGAAGUUGAGCUCCAUAGACCCCUCUAAGUCCAUUGACCUGCAGUAUCUCGGGGUUCAUCUGCCACUGCCUCCAAUCAAACUACCAGAUCAAGGUGAUGCCACGGUUCUGUCUCUUGGCGAUAAGAGAUUACCCUUCAUGUCAAGGACAGGAAAGACAAGUGACAUGACAAAAAUAAAAGGAUGGAAAAACAAGUUCAUAAAAAGCAAAGAAGCAUCUCCUUCCGACUGUGAUGGAUUACAAAGGAACCUAUCUGCCUUCUGCAGCAAUAUGUUGGAUGAGUACUUGGAAAGCGAAGCUCAGCAAAUUAGUGAACGGGCUGCUGCCUUCUCCACACACCCAGAGGGCUCAGUGGCCUAUCAGCUGCCUGCUAAAAGCUCCAGCUACGUAAAGACCCUGGACAGUGCACUUAAGCACCGAAAUGCUGCUUCCAGAUUCCCAGUGGGGGCCAACAGACCAUGUCCCCUUUCCCACAAGCCCCUCCUUUACUCUGCCCUGACGUCACCGGCUCCUCCUCUGGCCAGCCCUGCAACACCUGUUCGAGCAGAAGUUCAGUCCAUGCAACAAUCAACAUCUUCACAUACACAGCCAGGAGCUCUGAUGUCAGUUAGUGAAAAUGCUGAUUCACAGAGAUCAUCUACAUACCAGCCAGGGGUCGGCCAGAGACCAGCAAUGAACUAUGGGCAGAACCAAGGGAUGGCACACAGACCCACAGGUCUCACUAAGGUCCAGUUCAAACUGUUGCAGAUGGAGAUUGCAGCCCUGAGCCAGGGUGUGAGCAGAACACACCUGACUCCAGACAGGCUGUCAGCGGCUCUGUCUGUAAUCCUGACAAAACAGACGUUGCCUGGUCAGGUCUUGAAAUCUUCCAAGUAUCUAAAGUAUAAAGUUGGGGGACCUGAAUGUGGUCAGGAGUUCUGCAGACUGGGUUGUGUGUGCUCCAGUCUCCAGCAUCUGAACAGAGGUCCACUCCACUGCCGUCGGCCUGAGUGCAUGUUUGGAUGUGCCUGCUUCAAACGCAAGAUCACCAAGCAGAUUUCUAUGGGGGAGAGGGAACAACAGAUCCAACCUGUUUACUCUAUGACUAAUAUAGAGAAUGCGGUCCAACCUCACCCGGGCUCCCACAUAAAAAAACUGUGGAACCGCAAUAUUCAUGAUGUGGAUCCAGAGCCAAUCUACGCCCCCAAAAGUUCUCAGUGUUUGGUCCCGUCAAAACCCCCAAAACGCACCAGUGUACCUCGUCCAGCACCACCGAUAAGAGAGGAGGACAAGGAUCCAGUGUAUAAAUAUUUGGAGAGCAUGAUGACAUGUGCACGUGUUAGAGAGUUCAACAGCAAGCCUCCUCCUGAAGUUACCAUAGAGCCAAAGAUCCCUAAUAUUUCUACACCAAGCACCAAUACAAAACUGCAGAAGAUGACUGACAACCAGCCAAGACACUACUACAGAACUGUAAAGACUAAAAAAGCAGCAGACAUGGCCUGUCAGGAAUCCACAGCCAGUGAAACAGAAGCAAGGAAACAAAUACAGAUCCAGUCAGCGUGCCAUUGGGACAAGGACCACAAAAUGGUCCUUGAAGCUUUAUGUCGACGCAUGAAUCGGAAUCGGUUGUGUCAGCGUUUCUACAUAGGACCUUACCGCAUCUUCCCAGUUGCCAAGAUCUUCAUGCAGAAGCCCAGUGGCUCCAUUGUCACCUAUAGGGUACACAUCAGUAAACCAUCAAAAGCCAGUGAUUAUGAGGAGGAUGAAUUUGAUGACAGUGAUGAUGAAAAGGUUGCCAAUAAAAGCUUUGAUGGAGACAUCAAUGCAGAGGCGGAAGAUGGUCAAACUGAAGAGUCAGAGAUGCAGUUUGGAGUCACACCCUUCCUAAGUGGAGUUCUACCUGCCGGCAGACUGAGAGCCAGGACCAAACCUGUUGGCUGCCAAGUAAAUGGACUUAUACAGGUAAAUGGCAAAUGCUACAAUCAGGCAAGACUGUUGCUGGGGAACAUGGGAUCUCUACAUCCAGCUAACCGCCUUGCAGCAUAUGUCACAGGCCGACUGCAUACUCUUGUCGACACUGUUCAUAAAGUCUCUAAGAAACCGCAGUCUAUGCAAAAAAAUGACACUCCUGGUACUCUGCGCAUAAAGGCUGCAGGCACAGUGGUCCCUCCAAUUGUCAGUGCAAGGAGAACCACUGAUCUGAAGACACCAACACAAGCACCAGUUCACUUCCAGCCUGACUCCUGGAGAAAAGGAUUCACCACAUUGCCACAGCAUUCACAAAACUCCUCCAUCAUUAACCCUGUCCAGUCAUUCAUCUCGAGCCAACUCAGCUUGGUCAGUCCCUUCCAGCACAGCUCCACGUCCUCGCCUGUUUCGCUGACAGUCUCCCCCUCGCUGAAAACCCCCAGCUUCCUGGGACAGAGUGGGACCUAUUCAUUCAGGAUCUGCCCUCCAACCAACCAGAGCACAGGGGCCCAGAACCUACCAGGAGUUGCCUUGCCUGGGGGCUUCACUCUCAUUCAACUCCCAAAACCUGGAGCUGAUGGAGCUGCACAACAACCAGAAACUGUGAACACCUCAGACAUAGCUGCUGUGGAUAAAGCCCCGCCACAAAGAGAUGCUUUGUUUAAUUUUGGCCACUUAGCUGCUAAUGUGGAUGCUAAUUGGCAUGGUUUGGACACUCUUAAUGAAGGUAAAGACCUGUCCAACAGCAUAUCAGUGGAGCCUGGCCACUCGUCUGAGCUGAUAUGUGAUGAGAAGAUGCCUUCAGAUGAGAGUGAUGAAGCCAACAGUAGGCAGGUUGAGUCAAACCUGGAUAUCGCGUCAGAGGACUUAAGCUCUGACUCAUCAGACUACUGUGGUGACGAAGAUGAGGAGCCAGUGGAUAUCGAGACUGUGGAGGAAGCAAGACAAGAAAUGGCAAUUGCCAAAAUGAGGGAAGCUGUUAGGAAAACAUUACAGGAGUCACGAGAUUCCAGUGAUGAUUUUGGAUCAGCGAGGGACCUCAGGAUCCAGGAUCAAAUGGACAACGAAGAAGGUGAUGCCAAGGACAAAAAGAGGCGAAAGAACCACACAGUGCUAGAACGGCAAAGACGCUCUGAACAGCGGGACCUCUUCGACAAACUCCAGACUGUCCUCCGGAGUGACCCCAGGGCCCCCAGGCUCCGCCUCCUCUCACUGGCUCUAAAGGAAAUCCAAAACCUGGUUGAGACCUCCAGAUGUCUGGAGGAGAAGAAGAGGAAGCUGACUGAGAUGCAGUCUGUCUAUGUGAAGGAGCUUUCUAUUUUGUCUGGAAAGUCUGAGAACCUGAUUAAAAACAAGCUGAGGGAUAUCUGCCAGAGGCAGAAAAUGAGAGAGAAGACAAUGAAAUGGAGGCCUAUCUUUUCCCAUCUACUCCAGUCCAGAGCGGCUCUCCUACAAGCCAAAAAUCCCCAGUCCAUGUCAAAGCCCAUGCCCCUGUUACAGCCUGACUUCCUCAUGGCUUCAUCUGCAGCCCAAAACAAUGUACACCAGGUGAUGUCUCUGCUUCAGCCUAAUGUACACAGGGCUCAAUCCAGUGCACAGACGCCCGUGCCCCUUCCCACCCACACGUCCAAGUUUGAGGACCAGCAGGAAGCGCCUGGAGCUCCAGCCCAAGACACCCAGUCUCAGGUCCCAACAGUUCCAGCUUCCCCUCAGGUCACGGCAGCUCAGGAUGGAACCUCACCCGUGUCCUCAACACCCAAUUCCCAAAGCCCCUCUGCUCCCCCUCCACAGCCAUUUACUCUUCCUCUGAUUCGCUCUAAGACCGGCAGACUCAUACUUCCCUCAUCUCUGAAACCACUUAGUCAAGGCUUCUACACACUCAUGUUUAUGGAAGCCAAGCAGAAGGGAGAAAAAGGCGAGGUUAGCACUUCAGCUAACAUGCAGCGUUGUGACGAGGCCUCCAAGAACCAGGAUAACAGCUUUUCUGCAUCUGACCACCCCUCCGACUCAGAAAGCAGCCGUAUUUUGGGGGAGGACAAAACUACACCUUCAAAUUCUGAUCCAAAGCGUUCACGUACAACAGCCCCCCUGUCCGGGCCUGCCUUCAUUAACAAAUCAAACCAUCGGCCUUCUGCUGAUGUAGAGAACAGACAGGAGGGGGGCACGGUCGCAGGUUUGAACACGGCACAGGCAGCUGCCUGCUUGAGUUUUAACCGUGUUGGUCAGGUUCCUCCUUCAGCAAAGGAUGAACCAGCUCCUAGCCCUACUGUAGUCCGGCGCCGCAGGGGAAGGCCUCGAAAGAACCCUCUUCCCCCUGUUAGUGGAAACGAAAAACGUACUGUGGUAGAAGAGACCAGGAAAAGUGUAAGUGAAGCAGUUAUUCUGGUUGAACGGAGACAAAGUGAAAAAAAAUCUUUGGAAGUGACCGAGACACGAGCUGAGGACACCCCAGUAAUGGUCAGUGGCGUAGCAGAUAACCCUGUUCCCGUGAAACGAGGCAGAGGAAGGCCUCCGAAGAAGAGCAGAGCUCACUCGUGGCGGCUGGUUGCAGGAGAAGAAAGCAGUCCGUCUAAAUCCAACGAGGACAGUCCUGUCAGACCCUUGUGCCAUUUUAAAAGCCGUGAUAUGAAACCUAACGCAGACCCCGCAGCAUCCACCUUGCCUGGAAAUAUAAAAACAUCUCGGCCAUUAACGCGAGGAGCUUUGGGAAAGGACUUCCCCAGUGCCAAGAAACGCUCCUGGAUUGAUAUAGAAAAGGAACUGGAACCAGAGCUUGAAUAUGAAUAGUUCUCAUAUCUUCCUGUCGCUACAAAAGCCAAUGCACACGGAUGUUUAACCUCAGUUAGUCUCACACUGAAACCUCACACCUCUCUGAGGCAGCUGUAUCUCUCCCAGCAUCAUCCACCCAGUCUUAUCUAGAGGAGUUUCUCUAUCCUGCUCUCUGUUUAUUUGUGUGAACAAGUUACAUAGGUCAUAGCCUCACCAAAUGUGCCUGUGUGUAAAUCCAAAGGACCAGAGAGACCGUUAAACACUUGAAGCUGCUCUUUUCUGUAUGUUAGCACACAACUCAGUGGACUUCUUUCAUACUAUAGAGACAGGCUGUUUUCUGCUAUGAAGAUAUAAGAGAAAGCAUUAAGUGACCUGCUGAAUGUAUGAAUAGAAUUUAUGCUAACUCCCACAAUCAUUUUUGGUGUUUUCUUCUAUGAAUCUCACCUACAUUCAUGUUUAUUUCUUGUCAGAAGCAUGAUAUUAAGAUUUAUUCAAAUUAUGUUGAAGUCAUUUAUUACUAAUCUGUUUUAUGCAAAUAAAAAUAAAAUUGUACAGAUUACAUUAAUUGAAUAUGUUAAGCCUUACAGUGUAAGUUAAAUAUCUGUAUCCUGAAUAGGAUCAGACAUCACACUGCAUCAUUAACUCUAUAAAGUGUAAAAGUUAACAUUUGUCCUUCCCAUUUUUAUUAAGAGCUAGUUUGGUGAAUAUUUCCUCUUUUAGAUCGUUUGUUUUUUUUGUCACUAACUCAGUGAAAAACAUCUACAGUAGCACUUUAUGUUUUGUUUUAGUAUGUGUUUGUAUAGUGAGUAAUGAUCUGUAAUUUGGGGAAUUAGUUCAAUAAUAUGCAUAAGCCUGAUGUGUCACAAGCAAUCAAGAUAAAAGCUGUUAGCCAUGUAUUAUAUCUAUAAAAAAAUAACCUGUAAA
Molecule: messenger RNA, 8007 nt
Organism: Seriola aureovittata
Lineage: Eukaryota; Metazoa; Chordata; Actinopteri; Carangiformes; Carangidae
Gene: magl
Product: MAX dimerization protein MGA-like
Exons: 22
Coding region: 571-7101 (2176 amino acids)
Biological process (GO): positive regulation of DNA-templated transcription; cell fate specification; regulation of transcription by RNA polymerase II
Cellular component (GO): nucleus
Molecular function (GO): RNA polymerase II cis-regulatory region sequence-specific DNA binding; DNA-binding transcription factor activity, RNA polymerase II-specific; protein dimerization activity
Source: RefSeq, a predicted model, not a curated record